AGCGUGUGUGUGUGUGUAGGUUCAAAUACAGUUUAACCAUAAAAGUCAAACUGUUCAGUUCUUACGCCUCAGCAGCAGGGCGCGUGCGUUCAGCCAGUUUCCUGCGCGAGUCCGCUCGAGAGCGCGAGACACGGAGAAACGCUUUAUUCUGAAAGGCCGAGCGAACUGACGGACACAUGCAGGAGCAGCAUGGGAAGGACACACCUGGCUGUCAGGAUGAGCGUAAAGCGGCAUAAAGUCUUCCUGUUGUGCUUACUGGGGAUAUGUGUUAUUUCCUUCCUUCAUUGCUACAAAGCACUGCAAAAUAUUUCACUGCUGCAGGAACUCUCCACUCCCUCCACCCAUCUAAAGUCUCUGAAGCUGUUCAGCGAUAUCUUCUGGAAUUUCCGUGCUGCUGACUUCCAACCCCAGCAAGACUUUUACAAACACAGUCACCUGAAUGUAGAGCCGGUCAGUCUUGACGUGAUCUUGCCAGAGCCACCGGAUAAGCUUCAUGAACGUACAUUUGUACUCCGUGAUGAUCCCACAGCCUUUUUCAUCCACGCUAAAUCCGGAGCAGUGUGCUUCAGAGAGGGGUCGGCUAUGGCCCCCUCUGCUUCUCACCUCAAGUUACUGCAGCAUAACCAAGAAAUCAACGCAGACAAGAAGGGGGUUCAGUGUGCCUGCCGGCAGGGCUGGCACGGCCCUCACUGUGGCAUCCCUACCAUCGUCUAUCAUUCCAAUCUCCCGUCCAAGUCAAAAAUAACACCCAGAAAAGUUCCGCGUCGGGUCAUCAAUGCCAUCAACAUCAAUCACGAGUUUGACCUACUACACGCUCGAUUCCACGAACUUGGAGAUAUCGUGGAUGUGUUUUUGGUCUGCGAAUCCAAUUUCACGGCGUUCGGUGACUCGAGGCCUCUUUUAUUUCGGCAGCUGGUCCAAAACGGGACGUUUGACUACAUAAAGCACAAAAUCCUGUACAUCUUCCUGGACCAUUUUCCUGCCGGCGGUCGCAUGGACGGCUGGAUUGCGGACGAUUACCUCCGCACGUAUUUAACCAAAAAGCGGAAUGUCGCGGCAGAGGGCCUCAAAGCGGGCGGUUUCGUCAUCAAUGAUGCGGAUGAAAUCCCGCGAGAUGGAAUUCUUUUCCUCAAGCUCUACGAGGGCUGGGCAGAACCGGUCGGGAUCCACAUGCGCAAAUCUCUUUACGGAUUCUACUGGAGGCAGUUCGGAACGCUGAACAUUUUGUCCGCCUGCACCACCGCUAUGCUCUUUAAGGUUUACAAGGGCGAUGGGAUCUAUCUCCGGCGCCGGUCGUAUUAUUCCAUGUCGGGAUUCCGGGAGUAUGAGAACUCCACGGGACGCAUUCUGGUGCCGUGGGCCAUCGGAAGUCCAGUUCACUACGCUGGAUGGCACUGUUCUUGGUGUUUUAAACCGGAAGGAAUUUACUACAAACUUUUAUCGGCCCAAAAUGGAGACUUCCCACGUUGGGGCGAUUACGGCGAGAAGCGGAAGAUAAGUUACAUUAAAGAGUUAAUACGGACAGGGGGUUGGUUUGAUGGGUCUGCUCCAGACUACCCACCCUCACACCCCAAAGAGCAUAUGUAUGCUCCAAAAUACCUGCUGGACAACUAUGAGAAGUAUAGCUACUUGCUGGAGAACCCAUAUGCAAAAGAAGAACAUUAAUAGAAGCAGGUCCGUUUCAAAUGGGCAGCUAAGUAGCUUUUAAGCAAGAAAUGAAACUGAUGGUAAAGAGUUUCAAAACCUUUAACUGCUUGUUAUUCAGUUUUCAAGUUCCACAUUUUUUAUGAAUUUCCAACAGAUCACAGACAGACCAUAACAAAAUGCCAACUGUGUUUUACUAUUUAACUAGUUUUGUUGCUUUGGUGUCUGAAAAACAAUGCUUUAGCCGCUUUGUGGCUAUAAAAUGUUUUUAUGAUUUAAUGACAUUUCUCUCCUUACAUGCCAUCUGGUACGUGGUUUUUCCUCAGUGUUUCUAUGAAAGGAUCUCCAAACAUUUUCAGUAAUGUAUGAAAAUUGCACUAAAAUGCAUUUGAAUUGUUACGUAUUUAUCGAAAUGUUACACUUCAUGUUCAUAGUCCACUUUAGACAUUCUACUAACUAUAAGUCACUUUGUUACUACAUGUCAGCUAAUCCUCAUUAAUUCACAACUACGUCUACUAACUCUCAGUGUAGACUGUUAGGAGUAGGUUUAGGGUUAGUAGAAUAAGUUGACAUAAACUUGCAAAGUUUCUGAUCAGUAUAUAAUGGACCUACUAACUAACUAAUGGUUAGUCUACUAACACUCUUAUGACGUCUAGUUGUUCUAAGUAGUUCUAGUUGUAGAUGUAAUGUUACUUACUGAUAGUGGAAUUUCUAAAGUGGAUUAUCGAAAUAAAGUGGUACCGUGUGUACUCCAUAUGAAUACUAUGCACUAAAUUGGCUUAAUGGUGUACUCUAGGAUAUGAUUUAGUUUUGCUCUACACUUGAAGAAUAUAUGAAGAGAGUAUUUGCAGAAACAGAUAACUCUCUUCCGAUUAAAAAAAAAAAAUAAUUUAUUUGUAUUACGUUAUUGUGUUUUAUUGUGUAAGUUAGCUGUUUUUAAGCUAUGUUUUAACCUAGUCAAAAUCAUCCAACUGCAGUUUGAAUGAGAUUAAUUGGAAUGCAAAAAAUGAAAAAAAAAAAAAAACAUGAUUUUUGAGAAUAUCUGUUUUUGCAAAUGAACUCCUCACAUAAUUUAAAUGUCUGUUCCACCAUAUUUGCCCCCAAUAAAUAAUACAAAAAAUACUAAAUAAUGUUUUACUGAUGUGUGUACAAUUUAUACACAAUGCUAAAAAAUAUUUGAAUGAUUUUUACACUGUAAAGGACAAUGAUACUUCAUCUGUAAUGCCACGUUUUCAUAGUUCCCUACUGGCCAGGCCGAAGGUUUAAGAUUUUGCUGAUGACUUGUGUUUCUAAGCUUUAUGUUCAGUCACGCUCUGUGUGCUGGGAUAUGGAUACAUUAGCCUUCAGUAUCUCUGAUGUAGGUCUUGAAAAUUGAGUUUGAAACCGGAUAUCCUGUCAGGAACUGAGUUUGCAAGGGUCUGAUCAUGUGUCAGCGGCAGGAAGUAAAUUAUAUCAUAAUAAACAUAAAGAUUCUAAGACAAAUAUGGGAAGUUUUAUGAAGUGGAGAGUUGGAGAGUUUUGUCGUCAUUUCCCCAACCUCGUUUCAAAACCAUCCAUAUGGACAGUAAAAGUCAUUUGGUUAUGGUAAA
Molecule: messenger RNA, 3233 nt
Organism: Puntigrus tetrazona (Sumatra barb)
Lineage: Eukaryota; Metazoa; Chordata; Actinopteri; Cypriniformes; Cyprinidae
Gene: mgat3a
Product: beta-1,4-mannosyl-glycoprotein 4-beta-N-acetylglucosaminyltransferase a
Biological process (GO): protein N-linked glycosylation; N-acetylglucosamine metabolic process
Cellular component (GO): membrane
Molecular function (GO): beta-1,4-mannosylglycoprotein 4-beta-N-acetylglucosaminyltransferase activity
Source: RefSeq, a predicted model, not a curated record